UGGUAGCUGAUGCUUGCCUGCUCCGUGCUGCGAAGCCUGCGAAAGUUUAUUGAAUAUUGUUGUGAGUGCAGUCUGCUUCGUUGUUAAUUGCAUAUUGCGUAUCGUAAAAAAUGAAUCCAGUGCCGUGUUUAGUUAUCAAAUAACAAUGCAACCAUCCAACAGUUAAGUGUAGUGUGAGAGUGUUUAUGUCGCUACGAUGACCGAGAAAAACAAAUCUGAAAAGAUGACUAAUGCUUCGAAACCUGUUCCUAUGAAACUUUUUGCGGCCUGGGAAGUGGACAGGACCCCUUCCAACUGUAUCCCAAGGCUAUGCACCCUACGCGUAACACGUCUCCGGGUGUGCGGCGCGUUAGGCGAAGCGGGUGGUGGCGCGGCGAGCGGGGCGGGCGCGGGCUCUGUGAUCCUCGCCGCCCGCAUGCACAGCAGCAAGCGGACAUUGCGCUCCAACGACAUCGCCGUGCCGCCUUUGGAUGUAGAGUUGGAUCUUUGCUUCUCCUUGCAGUACCCGCAUUUUGUCAAGCGAGAUGGCAACAGGUUGCAAAUAAUGCUGCAGCGCCGUAAGAAGUACAAGAACCGCACCAUCCUCGGGUAUAAGACAUUGGCUGAGGGCGUCAUCAGAAUGGAUCAGGUCCUUCAACGUUCCAUGGACAUGGAACUAGAACUGAUCGGCGUGGGGGGCAAGGUGGGCGCGGCGGCAGGCCAGCCCGUGGCGAGGCUCAGCAUCACCGGACUUGCAUCCACGCCGGUUGAUCAUGACACAAAGAAUAACAACACUCUGCUUAUUACAGAACGUGGUUACUCGGAUGAGGAGGAGGAAGGUGAAUUUAGCUCGGUGGAGGAGGCUGACGAGAUGACGUACGGCGCCCCCGCACGCCGCCGCACACACCGGCAGCUUGCCUUCAACAAGGCAGACCUGUCUUACACCAAGCAACGCAACUUGAAGCAGAAGUUUGCGGCGCUGCUGCGACGGUUCCGAGUGCCCGAGGAGUUGGCUGAGCGAGGCGCUGCUCGGGACACGCAUCAUGCACAGAGGGACAUCGAUGAACUGUUUCAGGAGUUGGAAUCCCUAUCCUGCGGCGAAGGUGAGGACUCAGGACCUGAUCAAAUGGACACGAUUAGCAUUGGGUCCACUCCGAAACCUUCGCUCCGGCCUUUCUUCAGCAGCUCACGGAGCCUUGCCAAUCAGGAACAUCACAGGCAUUCUAACGUGACGCGGCACGCCAGCCUCGCCAGCGCCACCGAGCUGAGCUCCGCGAGAGAUCGCCCCUUGCACGUCUUGGCGCUUACAGAGUCAGAAGCCAUCCGAAGCUCGGCAGGUGACGAGCGAGGUAGCGAGGGUAACAGUGACGGCGACAUCACAGCAGACCCGCCUGUCUCGGGAGCUUCUGUGUCAAGCUCACCGCCUAAUGAUACUAAGGUGUUUGAGAAGGAGGAUAAACGGUCGCGGCUAUUCCGUAGCGCGACCAGUGGCGGCAACUUGACUCCCGGUGCCAUUGGUCGUAAGAAAAACUCACUCGUGAUUGGUGCAGAGAGACCGCUGUCGGCACACGAGUUGCCGGCUCAGAGUCCGACUGCACUUGAGCCCCGUCGUACAAUAAUGGAGCAAGUGACUCGGCUUCUCGGCGAGGAAGGCCCGGUGCCGGAGUGCAUUGCGAUCGCGCCCGCAGGUGCCGCAGCAAGCGCGUUCCACGCAAUCGGAGUGCCUUGCAUCGUCGUACCAUCGCCUCACGCGCCUGACGCAAGGCCUCUGCUCACUGCGCUGUAUUCUAAGACCGCUAAACAGAGUUCCCGCCGGUCUAGCGUGCGCGUGGUGGUGGUGGGCGGCGACAGCGCAGCAGCGGCCGCCCUGCGCGCGUACACCGAGCUGGCUGCGCGCAGGCCGCACGACGCGCUGCCCAUCCGCUUCUACAUCAUACCUUAUGGUCCGAGCGCCGUGGCGCGGCACCUCGCCGCGUGCGACGGCGGGUACGCGAUGCUGUUCGGCGGCGACGCGUGGCCGGCACUGUGCGAGCGAGCGCCCGAUUGCUGCUUGCAGGAUGUAGCUGACAUGUCCAGCCGCAUCGCCAGGUAUCUGAACAGUAUCGGCCCUCUGAACAACGUGCCUAUUGGUGAGGCAAUGGUGGCAUACCGAGAGAAGUCUGGCGAUGAAGACGCAAGCCAGACUUUUGUACCUUUUAUCGCGGUAAGUUGAAGAUAUCUAUAUCAGUGGAUGCUGAGUUCUUGACACCGGCGAUUGUGGCAUGGUCGAGAAAUGCCGCCUCUUUCGUUUCAAAACUCUAAGGGUCUUCAUGUGCGACGCGGAUGAUGCGGUAAUAAAGAUAAUAUCUCUAAAAAUGGCGCGCUGUUUCAUUCGGUGGU
Hyposmocoma kahamanoa is the source of this 2358-nucleotide messenger RNA. RefSeq names its product phosphofurin acidic cluster sorting protein 1 (gene KrT95D). Gene Ontology annotation, biological process: protein localization to plasma membrane. NCBI's taxonomy places the organism in Eukaryota, Metazoa, Arthropoda, Insecta, Lepidoptera, Cosmopterigidae. The coding region runs from base 197 to 2191 and encodes 664 amino acids. The record is from RefSeq and is a predicted model, not a curated record. The transcript is spliced from 14 exons.